Penicillium cosmopolitanum is the source of this 225-nucleotide messenger RNA. RefSeq names its product Vacuolar protein sorting-associate Vta1 N-terminal. The record is from RefSeq and is a predicted model, not a curated record. The coding region runs from base 1 to 225 and encodes 74 amino acids. Lineage: Eukaryota; Fungi; Ascomycota; Eurotiomycetes; Eurotiales; Aspergillaceae. The transcript is spliced from 2 exons.
AUGGCUACAAUUAUUCCAGUGGAGGUGAGAUCCACUAAAAUUGGCCUCUUUGCCUUGAGAGCAGCCCAGAUCGAGAAGACCAAGCCCAACGUGGUCUUCAUAAUUUCAAUGAUGAAAUUAAAAUAUACACCCACCAACCUGGUGGAUAAGCUUGAGCAGGUUCGCCGAGUCCCCCAACUCGACCCCUUACCUGCUCUGUAUAUGACUGACAACUAUCGUGACUGA